This is a messenger RNA of Dipodomys spectabilis (banner-tailed kangaroo rat), 1795 nucleotides long. It is a transcript of the gene M6pr, whose product is annotated as mannose-6-phosphate receptor, cation dependent. The transcript has 9 exons. NCBI's taxonomy places the organism in Eukaryota, Metazoa, Chordata, Mammalia, Rodentia, Heteromyidae. Gene Ontology annotation, cellular component: trans-Golgi network; endosome; Golgi apparatus. The record is from RefSeq and is a predicted model, not a curated record. Gene Ontology annotation, biological process: protein targeting to lysosome. Bases 297 to 1133 code for a protein of 278 amino acids. Gene Ontology annotation, molecular function: protein domain specific binding.
CGCGCGCCCGGGUUCGAGGCCGCCCUGCCUGCCGCCGCCGCGCUCGCGGGCUCCGCGGGCUCCGCGCCGGCGCGCGCACCUCGAACAGGAAGCAGAGGAGACGUCUGCUCUGCAUUCGCUGUAAGGCCAAAGAACACAGCAUUUGUAAGGCGGGCUGCUGCGUCCAUACUGAGCCCAGGGAGGCGUGGGAAGUUUAGAGCUGAAUUCUUUCUUCUCCUUCCGGGAGCCUUGGGAACGCUCACUUCCCCUUUCUCUGGGGGGAAAAAAGAAAACCAAACGACCCAGGCAGCAUAAGCAUGCGGCCCACCCUCGCGUGCUGGAAGCCAGGGCCGCUGCUGCUCGCGCUCCUGGCCAUGGAGGUGAACAAAUCCUGGCAGACAGAAGAAAAAACCUGCGACUUAGUUGGCGAAAAAGAGAAAGAAUCCCAGAAGGAGCUGGCCUUGCUCAAGAGACUGGACCCGCUGUUCAAUAAAAGCUUCGAGAGCACGGUAGGCCAGGGCGCAGACUCAUACCUCUACAUCUUCCGCGUGUGCCGCGAAGCCAGCAACCAAACCUCGGGAGCCGGCCUGGUGCAGAUCAACAAAAGCACCGGCAAGGAGACGGUGGUGGGCAGGCUCAACGAGACACAGAUCUUCAACGGAAGCAACUGGAUCAUGCUGAUUUACAAGGGCGGGGACGAGUACGACAACCACUGCGGCCGGGAGCAGCGCAGGGCCGUCGUCAUGAUCUCCUGCAGCCGCCACACGCUCGCGGACAAUUUCACCCCGGUGUCUGAGGAGCGGGGCAAGGUGCAAGAUUGCUUCUACCUCUUCGAGAUGGACAGCAGGCUGGCGUGCGCCCCCGAGGCCUCCCGCCUCAGCGUGGGCUCCAUCCUGCUGCUCACGUUCGCGUCCCUGGCGGCCGUCUACGUCACCGGGGGGUUCCUGUACCGCCGCCUGGUGGUGGGCGCCAAGGGCAUGGAGCAGCUCCCGCACCUGGCCUUCUGGCAGGACCUGGGCAACCUGGUCGCGGACGGCUGCGACUUCGUGUGCCGCUCCAAGCCCCGCCACGCGCCCGCCGCCUACCGCGGCGUGGGCGACGACCAGCUCGGGGAGGAGCCGGAGGAGCGCGACGACCACCUGCUGCCCAUGUGAGCGCGGGGACCCGCGGGAGGAGCGGACGGCGCCUGCUGCCCGUGUGAGCGCGGGACGGCGCGGGGAGGAGCCGGAGGAGCGGACGGCGCCUGCUGCCCGUGAGCGCCGCCUGCUGGGCGUCUCCGCCUCCCCGCGUCCCCCCCGCAGAGGCGCGGCGCUGCCGGCACCGAGCGGACCCGGCCUGGCGACGCCUGGCAGCCGCGCGGCCCCCGACACCCAGCGCGCGCGGGCGGGCCGAGGCGCGGGGCUUCUCUCCCUCCGCCAAAAAGCAGCAGCUCUGGCAGCGUUUACCCGGAUCGACGACGACUUCGCUCAGCUCCCGCGGCUGCGGCUGCUGCUGCUGCUGCUGCUGCUGCCCUGAGCCGGGCGGAGGCUCGCGUCCCGCCCCGCGCCCCGCCCCGCCCCCGCGCCCCGCACCGCCCCGCGCGCGGCGGGACCUGGGAGGAGGGCCUUCGUUUCUCAGCUUCUCCCAGGCCUGUGGUUUCACCCCCCCACCCCGGCGCCCUGGAAACGUCUGGAAAGGGAGUGGGGGCAGGAGAGGCCGCGCCCCCCGCAGGCUCAGGGAAGCCGCGCUGCCGGCGGGCGGCGGCGCUGGGGCGGGCAGGAUGGGGGCGCGGGUUUGUUCCUUUCUACACAAACAAUGUUAUUUUAAAAAACCGAAA